AUGGGUAAUAAAUCAUCAAGUAAAAUUGAUCCUACAAUUCUUACACCAAAAGCUAUUCAAAUGCUAAAGGCAAAUACAAAUUUUACUGAAGAACAAAUUCGUGAAUGGCAUGCUGGUUUCUUACGUGAUUGUCCAACUGGAAAAUUAUCAAAAGAUCGUUUUGUUACAGUUUACGAACAAUUUUAUCCAGGUGGUAAAGCAAAAGAUUUUUGUAAAUAUGCUUUUGCUACAUUUGAUCGCGAUAAUAAUGGAACCAUCGAUUUUACUGAAUUUAUGCUUGCUAUUGCAUUGACACAAUCAGGUGAUCUUGAUGAACGUCUUGCUUUAGCAUUUGAUAUGUAUGAUUAUAAUAACAGUGGUUGGAUUGAUACUAAUGAAAUGGCAAAAGUUAUUUCUGCUAUGUAUGAUCUCAUUGGUGAAACUGAUCGUAAAGGUGAUCGUGAUCCAAAACGUCGUGCUGAAGAAAUUAUUCGUAUUUGUGAUGUUACUGGAAAUAAAAAAUUAAGCAAAGAAGAAUUCAUUGCUGGAUGUAAGAAUGAUCCAGUUAUUCGUCGUUUACUUGUUCCUAAUGCAUAA
This is a messenger RNA of Rotaria sordida, 576 nucleotides long. Lineage: Eukaryota; Metazoa; Rotifera; Eurotatoria; Philodinida; Philodinidae. The record is from the annotation of a GenBank genome assembly.